AUGGAGAACAAUUUAGCUGCCAAUACAGCCGCAAGGAAAGAAAGACUGAUAGCUCUGAGAAGGAGGAAAGAAGGUAAAGAUGUGAAUGGUGAUACCAAUGGAGAAUCAUCACAUUUCGCAUUCAAGCAGAGGAACUAUGAUCCAGAGACACGUACAUUACGGAAGAGAGGGAAGGAAGAGGAGAAUGAUAAUGAUGAUACGGUUGAGAAGAAUGUUGAAGGGCUGGCGGAACAGAUCAUCAAAGAGGAUGAAGAGAAGAGGAAAGAGGAACUGGACCUAUUCAAUAUCCAACCUAAACGGGCCAAUUGGGAUUUGAAAAGGGAUAUGAACAAUCGUAUGUCAAAAUUGGAUAGAAAGACGAACGAAGCUAUUGCCACUAUCUUCAGACAACGUCUACAGUCGAUGAAGAAGAACCAGAAAGGAGGAGAAGUGGAAGUUGAUUUGUUGGCUAGUAUGAAUGCACAGGAACAUGAGAGGGAAGGUGAGACGGAUGGAAGUGAUGAAGAGUAG
Kwoniella botswanensis is the source of this 510-nucleotide messenger RNA. RefSeq lists its product as uncharacterized. NCBI's taxonomy places the organism in Eukaryota, Fungi, Basidiomycota, Tremellomycetes, Tremellales, Cryptococcaceae. The record is from RefSeq and is a predicted model, not a curated record. Gene Ontology annotation, cellular component: post-mRNA release spliceosomal complex; U2-type spliceosomal complex. The transcript is spliced from 4 exons. The coding region runs from base 1 to 510 and encodes 169 amino acids.